Molecule: messenger RNA, 2031 nt
Organism: Anolis carolinensis (green anole)
Lineage: Eukaryota; Metazoa; Chordata; Lepidosauria; Squamata; Anolidae
Gene: cenpx
Product: centromere protein X
Exons: 5
Coding region: 101-352 (83 amino acids)
Biological process (GO): replication fork processing; resolution of meiotic recombination intermediates; kinetochore assembly
Cellular component (GO): Fanconi anaemia nuclear complex; FANCM-MHF complex
Molecular function (GO): protein heterodimerization activity
Source: RefSeq, a predicted model, not a curated record
GAAGUGACCCAAGAGCAGAGGAAGACUACAAUUCCCGGCAUGCCAUGCGCCUAGAUGCCCCUCAGCAGCCGUUUGCGCGCCUCAUCUGAACCGGCGCGACAUGGAGAGCGGGGAGGAGAGCGCCAGAAGCGACUUCAAGAAGGAGACUGUGAACAAACUGCUCCAGCUCUACUUCAAAGAUGACAAAACACGAGUGAGUGGUGAUGCUCUGUUGCUGAUGGCAGAAAUGCUUAAAGUAUUUGUUCAAGAGGCAGCAGCACGAGGCGCACGGCAAGCUGAAACAGAGGACCUGACCAAGGUGGAAGUGGAGCAUGUGGAAAAAGUGCUGCCACAGCUGCUUCUGGACUUCUAGAAAACUGAUGAUGCAAAUCUUGCCUUCCUGCUACUUUGGAUUGACUCCUGGCACAAAGUGGGCUACAAACGUCCACAUGGAAUCUGUUCCAGAGUGACUGUGCUUACUGGAAUGAUAGUCCUCCUUUGUGCUCCCUUCUACUUAAUUACCAUUCUUUUUACCUAGGUGCCUGCUUGCUCUCGAAUGUCAAAUGGGCUGGAUUUUUUUUAAUGAUCACAGUGCCGAAGCAAAUGGCCCUGAGCCACUUGAGACUCUGCCCUAUCCUGCUGCUUCCCAUUCACGGCCAGGCAGAGCUUCCACUUUUCCGAUGGGAGAAACAGGUGUCUUCCUGUAGGGAUGUGUGGAAAGAGUGAGUUUGCCUGGAAGCAUUCCCUGCCCUGUAGGCUCUCAUCACCCCUGCAAGCUUUUUAAAGGAUAAUUUCAUGCCCUGCCUGCAGUCUGAGCUCUUAAACAGGAGCCAGGGCCGGGUCUGUGCCAGCAGCAGGUACCUGAUCUUUAUUUUAUAAAUAAACAGUGCCUGUCCCUCAACCUUUCCAGCAUUCCACUGGGGCCAUGACAUCAAAGAGGGCUUGGAACCUUUUAACCAUUUGAUAUUCUCAGAAGCUGCUUCCCUCUGCUAUAAAUUUGUUCUCACAAAGAAACUUCAAUAAAUCAAAAAUAGUUUCCCUCCCUUUUGCAGGCUCCUUGUUGCAAUUAAUCAUAGAAAGUCAAGUAGCUUCAAAGGGUUGUUUGGCCUUCCCUCCACCCCCUCUUUGUAGGACGAAAGAAAAACUUUCAAAAAGGAGCAGAAUAACAAACAGCAUGUGUGAGGAUCCCACAUCACGCAGGACCCAGCCCCUCUGUCAGCAGGGGAGGGGGAGGCUGUGAAAUAGUAAACCUCACACAUGGGAAAGGCAGGGUAGAGCCCAGCAACUCUGACUUCACAGCAAAAUAAAGCCUAGGCCUGCUGAGGACAAAGUAACUGCAUUUUAAGGCAUGAAUACAGCAGUGCAGUACUGGUGUACUCAACCGUAAGCCCUGUUGUUCAGUGGGACUUACUCCUAGCUAAGAAGGCAUUCCUAUUGUUGCUUAUAGAUUAAUGUCCAAGCUGAGUGAUAAAGAGUAGUUUGCCAAAGUUGUUUCUAAUAUACCCACUGCUACAUAUUAAUAACUAACAGGAACAAAAGGAGAGAAAUCUGAAAGCUUGCAAUUUCCAUCAGCACUAGCCAACACAGUCAAUUAAAAAGAAUCAUGGAACUUGCAGUACAACAUGUGGGAGGCUGCAGUCAUUUAUGCCUCACUCCUCAUUUAAUAGCAGAGAAAUCUGACUUCAAGCACUAGUUAACUAAUUUUACAUUAUCUAAUCAGGCUUGACUGGGAGCUGCUUCCCUGAAUAAUUUUCCCCAUUGCCUGCUACUUCACCUUUUAUCCAGAUUGCAGGGCUGGAAUUGUUUACAUGUGAUGCCGGUACCUGCCAUUGAGCAAGGGCAUUUUCCCUGUUGUACAAAGUCAGUGCUAAAGCUACACUAAACAAGGAUGACAGUUUUUUAUGAAACCUCUACGUAAGCAGCCAAGCAAAGUGGAAAGACAAUUAUAUGCUCUAAUACAUUAUAAAAACUGUUCUAUACCAAUGACAUGCAUGCAAUCAAAUCCUGCAUAUUUAUAUGGAAGCAGAAAUAAAUAUGGCCAAUUGUAGAGUA